AUUUUGUUGAAUGCACGUCAUUUUGCACCAAUUUUGAACGUGGAAAGCGGAGUAGACUUCGGUGAAAAAUAGCCACAAAUCUACGAUUCGACAGAAGAACAUACAUGUACAAUUAAGGAAUUGGUGGAAGAGACACAUUGUGAAUAUGGCCAGUCAUUUCAACUUUGAGAAGAUGCUGAAUGAUGUGACAAAGUUGGACGCUCCUCUCCAGAGAGGCCCGAUGAUGAGAUGGCAGCGCAAAGCCCAGGAAAAGGGUCUGUUGACGGUUCCAUUGGACACAGGGAGGGCAUCCUCUUAUUCACCACGAAAACCCAGGUCAGCAGGGCUUAGUGCAAGGACUCCGGGGAAAACACCCAAUACACCACACAGUGGUUCUGAGAUCACUCCCAAAACACCAUCUAAAACACCUGGAAAAUCCUUGCCUCUCAAGACCUCAAAGACACCGUCGAAAAAGACCUCAAAGACCCCCAGUAAGAAAUUAUCUCGCACCCCAUCAGUUGGGCAGAAGGCAGAAGACAGAUUCAUCCCGAAUCGCACCAGCACAGAUGUGGAGCUAGGAUAUUACGCCAUGAUGAACCAGGAUAAUGACACCUCUUAUCAAACCAGCAAUGAAUUCCAGCAGCAGUUGUCUGGGGCGUUAGGCAAAGGCUGCAACCCUCUUGACAGCAAGAUCCUUUCCUUCAACCAGAAAGUGCAAGUGCAUCAAGGCCAUGCGAGUAAUCUGCGUGUGUUGUACAGCACUAGUAAAUGUACUGCUCCAAAGGCCACCAAUGCUCGCUUUGUCCCUAAGCAACCUGAGAGGAUCCUGGAUGCUCCAGACUUCAUGGAUGAUUACUAUUUGAACCUGAUUGAUUGGUCAUCCAAUGACCACCUGGCUGUAGCUCUAGGGGAGGAGGUGUUUUUGUGGAACAUGCGUGACAGCACCACAGUGAAGCUGAUGGAGACAGAACACGCCAACCAGACUGUCACUUCUGUCUCAUGGAUAAAAGAGGGCAACAUCCUGGCAGUGGGCACCAGUGAUGCUGUUGUGGAGUUGUGGGAUGUGGAGGAAAGGAAGUUGGUUCGGUCUAUGGGAGGUCACGCUGCCAGGAUAGGGAGCCUUUCCUGGAACUCUCACAUCCUCUCCAGUGGAUGCCGAACUGGGGCAAUUCACCACCACGAUGUUCGCAUAGCUGACCACCAGGUGGCUAAUCUGGUCAGCCACACCCAGGAAAUCUGUGGCCUUAAGUGGUCUCCUGACGGCCGGUAUCUGGCCAGUGGUGGCAAUGACAACCUGGUCAGCAUCUGGGAGCCUAACCUAGGACAGAAUGUGACUCCUCUGCACAGGUUUACAGAGCACCAAGCUGCUGUUAAGGCUCUGGCAUGGUGCCCGUGGCAGCCAAACAUACUGGCCACGGGAGGGGGCACUGCUGAUCGUCACAUUCGCUUCUGGAACGUUUUCUCUGGUGCUGCUCUUAACUCCGUGGACACUAACUCUCAGGUGUGUGCACUUCUUUGGUCUGAGGAACACCGUGAGAUCAUCAGUGGUCAUGGAUAUUCUAAGAAUCAGCUGAUUUUGUGGAAAUACCCAAGUAUGAAGAAAGUUACAGAGCUAACUGGCCACACAUCGCGUAUCCUUUGCCUGGCUAUGUCAGCUGACAACACCAUGGUCACCAGUGCUGCAGCAGAUGAAACGCUGCGACUGUGGAAGUGUUUUGCUGUGGAAAAGACCAAGAAAACCUCCUCUAAGAAAGCUGUAGGCCAGGCAAGCAGUCUGAGCAUGAUGCAUCGUGGGAUCCGAUGAGUUUGUGACUCGCACAGAAUGCUGUUGUGUUGGAAUACCGCCAACGAUGUCUGUCUAUACUGCAAGAUAGAUUGUGAAACAGAAAUGCUGUCCAUGACAAAAUCGCACCCAUUUACCCCAUGAAGUGCAAUAAAAUUGCCUGUCAAACCUUCAACCCUUUUAUCUCUACUCUGUAUUUCGAUUGAACCACUGUGAUUGAGAUGGGGUUUUUGUGAUGUGCCAAGUGGAGAUUCUCUUUUAUAAAAGUUACAUAGCUAACAGAGUUGUGAUAUCAAAGUACUGUGAUGUUUGAAUGACCGUAAAUAUUGCCAGGUUAAACACGACAUCCACUUUUUAACAUGAGCUUAUAUAAAAUCGCUCAUGCCAAACUGUAGAUAGACAAAAAGAAAUGUGGAAUGUUUUAAUGCCGCACCCACGUUUGUAGAAAAAGUCUUGAAAAACGAAACAAAAAACGUGACCAUGCAUGAACAGUUCUUUUUACUUUGACGGUCUUAGUGUGGCCCUGUCUACAGGGUUCCAAUUUUAAGAUUGUAUGAGUUACAUGCAACCUUCGGUUUUACUUCACUGUGGUCCAGCAUACCUCUGCCUUCACUCACACAGCCAUUAUGAAAUAUUAGAGUGAAGAUGGAAGCAUGUAGAACUACAGUUAUAGAUAGCACAUAUGCCAGUUUUCCUGCAAUAGAUAUAGAUAUGUACUUCUAUAUACUGUCAAGUUUUGACGUAAAUAGUCAGCUGUCAGUGAUAUUUUGUAUUAAUUUUUUUUUUUUUUUGAAAAGAUAUUGUGUAUAUUUAUACUGAUGUAUGUGAGAAUAAUUGCCAAAUUUUACGCAAGAGUUUUAAAUGGAAUCAGCUGUCUUAUGAUUCUUGGAUGUCCCAGA
Molecule: messenger RNA, 2661 nt
Organism: Liolophura sinensis
Lineage: Eukaryota; Metazoa; Mollusca; Polyplacophora; Chitonida; Chitonidae
Product: cell division cycle protein 20 homolog
Exons: 11
Coding region: 146-1783 (545 amino acids)
Biological process (GO): anaphase-promoting complex-dependent catabolic process; positive regulation of ubiquitin protein ligase activity; positive regulation of anaphase-promoting complex-dependent catabolic process
Cellular component (GO): anaphase-promoting complex
Molecular function (GO): ubiquitin ligase activator activity; protein binding; anaphase-promoting complex binding
Source: RefSeq, a predicted model, not a curated record